CUCCUUUCAAUAUCCAGUAUGGGUGGGCGGUUUUUCGUAUGACCCACCCAUCUUGAAUUUAUGGUUUGGUUGCACACAGUAUGCAAUUUCACUUUGUUUUAUUCAACGUUUUGAGUACGUGAAGCAGAGCGGACUCUUCAGUCGAUUUUUGUUUCUCCUGCUUUUUCUUCUCCCUCUGGAAAUCAUCAUUUAAACCUUUACGGUGUUCCUCCAUAAUGUCAAGACCAGUAAGGAACAGAAAAGUAGUGAACUACUCACAAUUCAAUGAGUCUGAUGAUGCAGAUGAAGAAUAUGGUGACUCUAAACCCAAGAAGGUCCGUCCUGCACACCGAGAGCUGAAGCACAAGAGCUCAAAGAAUUCACAGGAUGAUAGUGAGGACUCUGAGGACAAACUCUCCAAAUCCAAAAAUGAUUCUGCUGAUGACCUUGGUAGUGACGACGAAGAGAAUGACUUUGGCGAGGAAGAGGAAGAUGGAGGAAGUGACUAUGAAGAAAAAAAAAUCAAAAGAGGAAAGAAACCCAAGAUGGAGAAGCCCAGCAGAAGGACACCGAAAAGAAAACGGGCCACAGAUUGCAGUGAUGACGAGAAGGAACUCAGCCGAAAGCGAACAGUACGUCAGGCGGCCUCCAAGGCGGUAUCAAAACAAAGGGAGAUCCUUCUGGGUGACGGAGGCAGUGAGGAUGAAGAGCAUGAGGAACAAGAAGAAGCCUACCUUGAUCCUGAUGAAUCUGGCAGUGAUGAAGACUUUAUGGUGGAAGAUGACGAUGACAGUGACUACGGUCACUCCAAAAAGAGAAGCAAGAAGGUUAUUCGACGAGGCCGAAUGGACAAGGAGAAGAAAUCUCCCAAACCCAGAUUAAAGGCUACAGUAAACCCCAGCCCCAUGAAAGAUAAGGGGAAAGGCCACGCCAGCACCAAGGCUGUGGAAAAGAGUUCACCCAAAGAGGAGGAAGAGGAUGAUCCUGAGAGUCCCUUGGAGGAGGAGGAGGAAGAGGGGGAAGCUGAGAAGAAAGAUAUCUCCCCUGCCCCCAAGAUGACAAAGAAGGGCGCUGGAGAGGAGGAGGAGGAGGAGAAUGAGGAAGAGGAGGAGGGUGGCUCAGAGGAAGAAGUGGCCUCUGGGGAAGACUAGAUCAUUCCCCGUUAAGUGUCCAUGUUUAAUUUUGUUUUUUGUCCUUGUGGUGGCCUGGCUACAUGGUUUGGACUAGAUGUGCUUGUCUUUUUUUUUUCCUCUCUCUCUCGCUCACCGUGAGGAUGGAUCACAGCCUACCCAUAAUGAUCAUCUGAUAUCACCCUCUGCUUCACCCGUUCGUUCUUUUGACCCCAGCCAACCCUGACUUCUCCAUCGUCGACGAAGAACAGAUUCUAUGACACUUCUGAAGCAAGUCAAGUCUGCUGGUAUUUGUUUCUGGUUCGCUGAGAGAAUCCGUCCUGUGGAAACAAACAGUACACUAAAUUUAGCUUGUGCAGUGAAUGAUUUGCCUACAUUUUACGCAAAUGUUUUUUUUUUUCAUGUCACCGUUGCUACAUUAAGAAAUCGCAGAUGUUUUCCUGGGUUAAAGCCGUUUUAUUCUUAUGUUCUGCUUUAUGGGUGGAGCAGUAAAUCCAGAGAAUAAAGCCAAACUGAAGCUCGCAAUUUUGGAAAUUAUCCAUUUGGUUGAAUGUACUUCAUAGAUCACUGUGAUAGGUCUGCUGUGUCAGCUACAAAAGGCAAUUACGUUUGAUAAGCCAGCGUGCGUUGUUCAGAGAAGGUCCAAAUUUUAUCCUGUUGGCUUCCAUUUUGGUUUCCUCUGGUUCAAGAUUUCUAACCAUACACAAAAUCUGCAUUCUCGCUGUAGCCAUUUAAUCAUUUGUACCAGGCAGGCACCACCUAAAUGUUUUUUUUUUUAAAGAAAUUCAUUUAUUUCUUCCUCAAAUUUUUGGUUUAUCUUUUUUGUUCAUUGUAUUAGUUCUAUAUUUUUUUGUAAUGUUUGUUUUUUAAAAAACAAAAUAAAAUGUAUCUUGAUUUUAAA
Hippocampus zosterae (dwarf seahorse) is the source of this 2010-nucleotide messenger RNA. It is a transcript of the gene nucks1a, whose product is annotated as nuclear casein kinase and cyclin-dependent kinase substrate 1a. The record is from RefSeq and is a predicted model, not a curated record. Gene Ontology annotation, molecular function: single-stranded DNA binding; double-stranded DNA binding. Gene Ontology annotation, cellular component: cytoplasm. Lineage: Eukaryota; Metazoa; Chordata; Actinopteri; Syngnathiformes; Syngnathidae. Gene Ontology annotation, biological process: interstrand cross-link repair; double-strand break repair via homologous recombination. The transcript is spliced from 9 exons. The coding region runs from base 216 to 1130 and encodes 304 amino acids.